AUGAUCUUGUCAACGGCUGGUUUGCUGGGAAUCAUGGGAACGAAAAGGCUGGCGUCAGAGAUUGAAGCCCCCCCCAGCAGAGCAGCAUCAAACAAGAUUGAUCACUGCGAUCACUGCGAUCACUGCGAUCACUGCGAUCACUGCGAUCAUUUGGGCACAAGUGCGAGUCCAGGACAAUCUCCCGACCCUCUCUUUGGGCCGGACGGAGCACAAUAG
Messenger RNA from Ustilaginoidea virens, 216 nucleotides. RefSeq lists its product as uncharacterized. The transcript has a single exon. The coding region runs from base 1 to 216 and encodes 71 amino acids. Lineage: Eukaryota; Fungi; Ascomycota; Sordariomycetes; Hypocreales; Clavicipitaceae. The record is from RefSeq and is a predicted model, not a curated record.